Molecule: messenger RNA, 4181 nt
Organism: Xiphophorus hellerii (green swordtail)
Lineage: Eukaryota; Metazoa; Chordata; Actinopteri; Cyprinodontiformes; Poeciliidae
Gene: dhodh
Product: dihydroorotate dehydrogenase
Exons: 9
Coding region: 244-1323 (359 amino acids)
Biological process (GO): 'de novo' pyrimidine nucleobase biosynthetic process; pyrimidine ribonucleotide biosynthetic process
Cellular component (GO): mitochondrial inner membrane; cytoplasm
Molecular function (GO): dihydroorotate dehydrogenase activity
Source: RefSeq, a predicted model, not a curated record
CUUCUUUGCUCUACAGCAGGAGCUAAACAAUAAACACAGCCAUUCAUUUCUGUCGCUACCAAGAGCACAAGUUACCCGAGUUUAUUUUGCUGCUUUUAUAGUAUAUAGCUCUAAUUUUGUUCAGCCUGGUGAAAAUUAAAGAAGCAGCUCAAAGAGGCGGUGAAGGUCAUCAGCUCGGGCAGUCUUUUGUUUGCUUCCUAUCUCACUGUUGUUGGAGAUGAGCGCUUCUAUGCCAACCAGCUGAUGCCUUUGCUGCAGAGGCUUGUGGGCCCAGAAACAGCACAUGUAUUGUCAGUGAAGAUGAUAGGACUGGGUCUGGUUCCUCUGAACCGCUACCAGGACCCGGCGUCACUGGAAGUGAAUGUGCUUGGACUGAAGUUCAAAAACCCUGUUGGGAUUGCGGCAGGAUUUGAUAAGCAUGGCGAGGCUGUGGACGGCUUGUACAAACUGGGGUUUGGUUUCGUUGAAGUGGGCACGAUCACACCGAAACCUCAGGAGGGAAAUCCUAAACCCCGUGUGUUUCGCCUCCCUGAAGAUCAGGCAGUUAUUAACAGGUACGGAUUCAACAGCUGUGGUUUGGCAGAUGUCCACACAAGGUUGAAGACUAGAGGAGAAACGCAGCAAAAGCUCAGUAACACUGGCCUUCCCCUGGGCAUCAACCUGGGGAAGAACAAGCUUUCCCAGGAUGCAUCUGCAGAUUACUCGGAGGGGGUAAGAGCUCUGGGUCCGCUCGCUGACUACCUGGUGGUCAACGUCAGCAGCCCCAAUACGCCAGGCCUGCGAGAUCUGCAGGGGAAGGCUGAGCUCCGGCAGCUUUUACGCACGGUUUUAAAGGAGCGUGAUGCUCUGCAGGAAGUACGCAAACCUCCAGUCCUGGUUAAGAUCGCUCCUGACCUCUCAGCCCAGGACAAACAGGACAUUGCUGAUGUUGUUACUGAGUUGGGAGUAGAUGGUUUGAUGGUGUCUAACACCACUGUGUCCAGGCCAGAAACGCUUAAAGACCCACACAAGUCUGAGGCUGGUGGGCUGAGUGGCCAGCCUCUCAAAGACCUCUCCACUAAGACUGUCAGAGAAAUGUAUAAUCUAACCAAAGGUAAAGUGCCGAUCAUUGGAAUUGGGGGCGUGGCCAGUGGGCAGGAUGCGAUGGAUAAGAUCCGGGCUGGCGCCUCACUGGUUCAGCUCUAUACUGCCUUGACCUAUCAGGGUCCUCCUGUGGUGAGGAAGAUAAAGCAAGAACUGGAACAACUUCUUAAAGAUCAAGGUUUUAGCUGUGUAUCUGAGGCUGUUGGAGCAGAUCACAGGGAAUCAGAGAGAAAAUCUUAGCAAACCCUCCUAAGACGCUGCAGCCCAUGGAGCUGCCAUCUUCUCCAUCAAAUCAACACAAUCAAGUUUCUGUGAUAAAUUCAAAUUUAUUGGGAUUGUUCAUUAGUCCAUUCUGAUUUUCAGGGUGGCAAUAAAUCAUCUGUUUUUAUAUUUCAUUUUACAUUUUCAAUACAUUACAAUAUCUUAAUUUUUGAAUAUUUUGUUUUUGGUCACUGUAUUGUAAAGCAGGUCUGUAACCUGAUUACAGCAGGUCAUGUUUUGUUACAAUGUAACAGAAGUUUGUGUUUUUAAAAUGCAUGAAAACACCAAAGUGCUUAAAAACAUUUUUAAUAGUUUAGAUAUUUUUGUUUGCGUAAAGAACAUAAUGUGCCAUAACAACAUUUGGCUAAAACCUUAAAAAUUGAUUGAAUAAUUAAAUACAAUUUAAACUUUAACACAAAUUUUGACAUGUUUUUUUUUCUCUUUGUAUUGCUGUCAGUUGCUGUAGCUAUAUAAGUGUAAGAACUUGAUGUAUUUCAGAUGCAUUGAAACCCAAAUCUCAUUCAUGUUGUUCUUGGCAUUUAUAUUACACCUGCUUGAGUGUCAGUGCAGCAAACCUGAUUCCAGGCAAGACGCAUUUGUUUCAACAACUAGACAGUUCAGUGCUUUAAAUGAUGAAAACAUAGGGGCAUAAUUAAGGAAAGGAAAGGAAACAAAAGAAAAGUUGGACAACAUACUAAAAUUGGUGUUUCAGUAAAUAUGCAAUAGUCAAAGGCAGCUGCCAACAAAUGGGUUUUUCAGCCUUGAUUUAAAUCAACUCUUUUUCUGGAAGUUUGUUCCAGAUUAGUGGAGCACAAAACCUGAAUGCUGCUUCUCCAUGUUUGGUUCUGGUUCUGGGGAUGCAAAGUAUUGAACUAGAAGACCUGAGUGGUCUGGAAGGUUGAUAAAAACAACAGGUCUAUAAUGUAUUUUGGUGCAAAGCUAUUCAGUGAUUUAUAAGCUAACAGAAGCGUUUUAAAGUGUUUUCUCUGAGCUAAUGGGAGCAGGGGCAACUUGGUUGAUAUACUCUGUGAGAACAGAACCAGUAAUACCAGAACUGUGGCUCUUCUGGAGCAUUUAUGUGGCUGAUUUGAUAAGGGAAGUCUCAGUGCUAUUGUGACUUGAGCAAAAUAUAUCAAAGUGGUUGGUUUGAUAUCUUGAUAUCAAAACAACCAAAUAUUUAAAAGUUAUUUAAAUAUUUGAAAUUGGCCUGUAAUUUUGCAAUAGCAGCUUUUCCAGAUUGUUCUUUUUUAACAGUGCUUUGAUAGCUGCUGUUUUAAAAACAAAACAGUUUUUAAGACAAUUAUUUGCGUCGUAUCAGACGCUAUAACUGGCAAAACUUUCUUAAAGAAAUCUGUGGGUAAAAUAUCGAGACAGCAGGAUUUGUGGUUGAUUUGGUAGAAUUGUCGUUUCCAUUUUUUAUACACUGCCCAAUAUUGGUACUGAACUUGAUACUUAUGUACACGCUAAACCCCAUAUUUUCUAAAUUUUCUCAGUAAAGAUGUGAGCAAAUUCAUUGUGGGAUCAAUAAAGUGCAGUUUAGAUGAUACAGCCUGUAUGAAGCUGUGAUCUUUGAAAGCAUUUGUAAUUCAAGCCGCUGUCUUUCAAGCAGUCUCUUUCCUUCGUGUGUGUCAAUAGUACUGCAUGACACGGAAAAUAUUUGCAACAGACAAGAACCUAAUAAAAUAUAAGAAUCAUGUAAUAGUAAAUUGAAUAGGGUUUUAUUGUAUUUAAAUAUCUGAAUAUUGGUGAAAAGCAUCUGAAACAGCAGUAAAUACAUGAAUGCUGACAGAGAGAUUGUUAGACAUCAGUAUGUUUAAGAUGACUUUAUUGUAUACAUACAGCAACAAAGGAAGUCUGCACAUAGCUGUGUUUUCAUGUCCAGAUAAUUGGAGCAGACGGCUGCUCUAAGAAAUAUUCUUGGCUUUUUAUCACUUAUCAACACAUUGAAAUUCUCAAAAAGUGCCCAGAAUAGGUUAUAUUUAUUAGUUGCUGCCUGUGAAAGCAGCAGUGCUGUGAGGAUCAGCUGUGAGCUGCUUAUUUCUCUCCUGAGGCAAAAUCCAGACCGUCUCAUCCCAUAUGUGGUGUCAGAAGAGGAGGGGAAGCAAAACUUUCUGAACUGUUGGCCACUUGGAUGUACGGGUUCCUCAAAUAACUUCUGUCAUUGCUCGGAGGUAACAGUGGUGACCGCACAGCUCCUGUCCCUGCAGGCUUCACUUGGCUUUGAAUUUUAGAGCUAGCAGGAAAUGAAAGGUCCACUGUAUCAUUUCUCUUAUGUAACUCUUAAAGCUGUUUCUUCUUAAAUACAGCCAAUCAUUCAUGUGGUAGAUGUGCUUCUGCUCAGCACACUUGAUUGAUCUGAUUGCACUGCCUCAUCAGCAAGUCCUGCAAAAAUUAAGUUAAUUGCAAAGUCAGGUAUGUGACAGGAAUGAACCACCUCAAACAUGGAGGUCAGUGGGCUCUGGGGAGCUCUACCGUAUUAAUAAUACAAGAGCCUUCUAAUAUUAGAUCUAAGGUAUUGAAACAGAGAAAUGGGUAAUCAAUAGUACAAUAUCCCCCCAAAAACAACAAAUAUGCAACAGAAUGGAUGAAAGAGCUCCAGAUGUCAACCUGACUAAAAUGUUGGGGUGGGGUGUAAAAACAAAUGUCUGCAAACCUGGAUGAAGUUGAGUACUAUUGUAAAGACAAGACAGAGAAAAGUUCUUGUGCAGUGACUGAAGUCAUGAAGAAAUCACUUGACAGUAUUGAUACUAAAAAGAUGGUUCAACAUGCUUGUAAAUUACAAAGUGUGCUUUGUUUUUCCCUUGAUUUUUUCCAUUAAAUGGGUAGAAAAAACACAA